Messenger RNA from Lecanosticta acicola, 671 nucleotides. The record is from the annotation of a GenBank genome assembly. Lineage: Eukaryota; Fungi; Ascomycota; Dothideomycetes; Mycosphaerellales; Mycosphaerellaceae.
AUGCUCUCGCUCAUCCUCGCCGUCGUCUCACUUGCGGCAUCGCGAGCUGCCGCGGAUGGCGCAGAAUAUUUCGUGUAUGGCGCUGGCUCCAUGAAAGGCCAACCGCUCUUCUAUACUGAUGGUGUGUCGCGACUGCCUCUGAAGAUUGCGACUGUCCACCGCUGACUUCUCACAGGUGGUGCCUACGUCGGCACAACUGGUCCUCCGGAUGCUGGUCUGAUCAUCAACAUUACUCGUAAGCUCGACUGUUCUCCGAAGACCUCUCGUGCUGUGUAGAGAAAUGUAGCGCUCAUAUGUGAUUCUAAAAUUCAGUAGUAUCCCAGAACGUCUCCGACGGCAGCUUUACGGCCAACCCGGUGAACGGCUCGGCAGCUGUCACUGGCAACUGGACUUCGCCCAAGCUGUAUAUCAACAACAACUCCGGUUCCUUCGAUGCAGUGGGAUUCACUUCAGAUGCCAAUACAACCAUCACCACGACUGGAUUCAAGCAGUGGGGCUCGCGUCUCGUCUGGGUCAGCGACGCGGGCGACCUGGUGAGUAAAUGGUACGCCGAGCCAGUGAACGAGGAGAACACAACAUAUAUCCUGAAAUGGAAUGUCGACAACGUCAGUACCGAUAGUGCCAUUCCGGUUGUGGUGAAGAACACGUCGCCAGAUUUAAAAGCGAGAUAG